UAGACAUUGACUAUGGAUCUCAGGAUGACUAGAAGUCAAUGACAUGAUGCCUAUCUGCAUCGAGUGCUCGUACCCCGUGUCGCAUUUGUAUAGCACUUACAGUCGUGCCGACGAUCGUUCGUUAGGCAAAGGCGUGCGCUUGACACAAUGUCCACGCUGCCAGCGAUUCGCGGAUAAGUAUGUUGAAUACGAUUUUGUCGUGAUCUUCAUUGAUCUCGUUUUGAUCAAGCCGCAGGUCUAUCGCCAUCUCCUUUUCAAUAGGCUUGGAGGAGACAACAACCAAUUCGAUCGCUCUAUCAUUCGUCUAGGAGUCCUUCUACUUUUGUUUGACGUCUAUCUGACAUGGGCUCGCAUUGAGAAGUCUCCCUCUUUGGCCACCACCUUCCUCUCUCGCGCACCGAUCGUUGUCCAGUACUUUUUCUUUUUGGGCCUAAAUGCGCUUGCGACUCUUGCCCAUCAUCUCACCAUCCGUGUCCUAGCUUCAGUACUCGCCCCAACACCUAGGGGCUUGAGGCAGAAUGGCAGCAACUCGAAUACUACCACGACGGAUAGCCCCCUCUCCACCCCGUCGACACCAGUACAUACCUCUCCUCCAACUCAAAUCACGAAUGCGCAAUCCCAAGUAUCUCCCACCUCAACAUCCAUGUUGAGUCCACCUAGGCUCACUCGGCAAGGCUCUUACGAUAUUCCAUCAGCGGGCGGAGGAUUCUCAGCCGCAAACAGUUUAGGAAGUGAUAAUCACGCCGUCAAUUCAGUAGCUCAGGGCUCAUUACCACCACCUCCUUUGCGCCGCGCCUCCACAGCUCCAAUUCAGAGCAUUCAACCGCUGCCUCCUCCAACACCCGCCAGCCCCACCGCCAUCAGCACUGCACUUCUCGUUAGCAGUUGUGCCAAACUUUUCCCGAUACUGCUUGUCAUCUGGGGCCCCGACGGCAGUGGCAUUGCAUCUCAGACACCCACCAACAGCAGUGUAGGGACAAGUCGCGUAACCCCGGGCAAUCUCUCGCAGCACGCGCUCAGCGGCAUGACCGCCGCGGCAACCACCACCACCACCACCACAGGCUCGUCAGGAAUAGCGGGAUCACCAUCGGCAGCUUCGUCAACGCUUCUAGAAAGCUUGAUUCAGAUGCUGCCUCAGUCGGUACCGACAAGUUACCUAGCAAACUUCGUCGAGCUGACAGGCUCACUUUUCUCACUGGGGGCAGCCGAUACACAUUUGGUGCUAUUAAGUAAUAUCGAAGCCCUAUAUGUCCUCUUAGGAUGCGGGUACCUCCGCGCUGUAACACUAGCAGUCGCCGGACUAAUGGCUCGAUGGACAGUACAGAGAGUCAUCCUAGGAACAAUAGGGGUUGGCUAACAUACAACGGAAAUACCUAUCAAAUCUUUCAAGUGAAAAACGAAACUCAUCCCGUUCACGAGAAUCUAUGAAUCACCGCUGAGAAAACAUCAAUGUAGCAACAUAAAAAAAGAAAGAAAACGUAGUACCAAGCAUACACAAGAUAGCUAUACAAAAACCCCAUAAACUACUUCAUUCAUCUACCUUCCAAACCCAACCUAAUAUAUCCUAGCCCCCCCAACCAAGAACCCAAUAAAGAAAAAUCACUGCGGCACCCGAUCAGGUCUAAUAUCCGCCCUCUUCGGCGAAAUAAGCGGAUGCCACUGCGCCAGG
Molecule: messenger RNA, 1669 nt
Organism: Aspergillus pseudonomiae
Lineage: Eukaryota; Fungi; Ascomycota; Eurotiomycetes; Eurotiales; Aspergillaceae
Product: sterol homeostasis protein ARV1
Exons: 3
Coding region: 44-1357 (437 amino acids)
Biological process (GO): regulation of plasma membrane sterol distribution; intracellular sterol transport; sterol metabolic process
Cellular component (GO): cortical endoplasmic reticulum; Golgi apparatus
Source: RefSeq, a predicted model, not a curated record